AGUCGGGGCGGCGGAACCGGAAGCACGUGUUCUGGAAUGUAGCGAGCCGCCGAGUGUAUCACUUUGGAGGUUGUGCAGGCCGGCGGCGCGCUCGGACCAGUGGAUACAAUCAAAGAUACAAUGGCUUCCAGCACUGACCCCGAGGAGGAGGACGGCAUGGACGAGUUCCUCGAAAAGUUCAAGGGGAAGAAGUACAAAGAUGGCUUCACUGAGGACAACUGGGAGAAGGAGUUUGAUAAAAUUCCAAUCUUCAUGAAAAAGGCACCAGAAGACCUUGAUCCAGUGAAGCACCCAGAAGUUGCCUGCAUCCAGUCCAUGUUAUACGAUGAGGAUCAAUCUCCAGAAGAGCUUGCAAAAACAUACAAGAAUGAAGGAAACGAAUAUUUUAAGGAAAAGAAUUAUAAGAGGGCAGUCGUCUCUUACACAGAGGGUCUGAAGAGGAAAUGCUCCGACACAGAGCUAACCGUCAUACUCUAUACAAACAGAGCUGCAGCACAAUUUUAUUUAGGUAAUAAUCGAUCAGCAUUAAAUGAUGCGAUUGCAGCUCGAAAAUUGAAACCAAAUCAUCUGAAAGCAAUAAUCAGAGGUGCCCUGUGCCACAUUGAACUGAAGGAUGCCAGCAGUGCAGUAUCAUGGUGUGAUGAGGGCCUCCGGAUUGAACCAAAAGAAAAACAACUCCUUGAACUGAGAGCCAAAACUGAUAAGCAGAAGCGGGUUGAAGAGCGUAAUCGAAGGAAGGCAACGUUGAGUGAUAAGAAGCAACGGGUGCAAGCAGAGGCAUUACUGAAAGCCAUCCAGGAAAGAAAGAUCAAAUUAUUUGAGCCUCCAGAGCUGCCCAGUCAAAGCGCUGAUGAUGAAAAUGAUGGAAAGAAGGACAACAGCAUAGUAAGGACGUUGUUUAAUGGAGUGAAUGCUGAAAGUCAUGUAGUACACCUGGAUGAAAAUGGCAGCUUGCAUUGGCCUGUAUUGUUCCUAUAUCCUGAGCAUGAACAAAUGGACUUCAUCUCAGCCUUUCACGAAGAUGCCCAGUUUAUUGAUCAUUUAUCAGAAAUGUUUGGUGAGCAAUCACCCCCAUGGGAUACAGAAAAGAAAUAUAAGACAGCCAAUUUGGAGCUGUACUUUGAAGAUGAGCAGAUGGGGGAUCUUUUCCUGGUGGACCCAGUGUGUUCCCUGCGGCAGGUGUUGAGUCACCCCAGAUACGUUGUGAAGGCUGGCAAUCCAAGAAUCAUAAUUCUGGUCAGAGGUUCAUCGUUCUGUAAAGAAUUUCUAUCAGGAAAAAAUCUUCAAGAAAAUUAAAACGUCUAUAUUUGUAUUUGAA
This is a messenger RNA of Amblyraja radiata (thorny skate), 1318 nucleotides long. It is a transcript of the gene ttc4, whose product is annotated as tetratricopeptide repeat domain 4. NCBI's taxonomy places the organism in Eukaryota, Metazoa, Chordata, Chondrichthyes, Rajiformes, Rajidae. The transcript has 10 exons. Gene Ontology annotation, cellular component: cytosol; nucleus. Gene Ontology annotation, molecular function: Hsp70 protein binding; Hsp90 protein binding. Gene Ontology annotation, biological process: protein folding. The record is from RefSeq and is a predicted model, not a curated record. Bases 121 to 1296 code for a protein of 391 amino acids.